Molecule: messenger RNA, 354 nt
Organism: Symbiodinium natans
Lineage: Eukaryota; Dinophyceae; Suessiales; Symbiodiniaceae
Source: the annotation of a GenBank genome assembly
AUGCUCAGCCUCACCAUCAUGUGCUGUAACUUUAUAGCCCUAGCCUACCUUAGCGGGCGGCGAUUGGAUGGCAGGCGGAAGAUUCUGGAUUGGGAGGUGCCCCUUGCUGAGCUGGAGCAGUUUGCCCAGGAGUGGGGGGAGAAGCACGACCUGAAGUUGCACUUCGAGUUCAAGCGGUGCGGACCCAGCUUCCUGGUUCUCAUGCCGCGGAGACUGCCCGACGCCCGCCGGCGGAGUGACGACAGUGAGUCCAGCGAGGAGGAGUUUGAGGAGGAUGUUCUGUCUCCCUCGGCGAAGCGCCCGCCGAAGGCCGAAUUCUUUCGACCGCGAGUCAUGAACGAGCCACCGGUGUAG